Messenger RNA from Labeo rohita (rohu), 1900 nucleotides. RefSeq names its product chemokine (C-C motif) receptor 12a (gene ccr12a). Gene Ontology annotation, biological process: immune response; chemotaxis; G protein-coupled receptor signaling pathway. The record is from RefSeq and is a predicted model, not a curated record. Gene Ontology annotation, cellular component: membrane. The transcript is spliced from 2 exons. Bases 171 to 1241 code for a protein of 356 amino acids. Gene Ontology annotation, molecular function: chemokine receptor activity. Lineage: Eukaryota; Metazoa; Chordata; Actinopteri; Cypriniformes; Cyprinidae.
UGCCGGUUUAAAUGCUCUUUGCAGUUCCUCGUUCAGGAUGUGUGUUGAGUUUUCUCGGUAAGCCACAACGUAGCUGCAUCAUUUCUGUCAGGGCUGCUGAGAGUUUCACAAACUCCUCUACCAACGAUAUCGUUUGAUUUUGGUGCACCUCAGCAAGCAAACGGACACCAAUGGAUAAUUAUGAUGCUUAUGACUUUUUGGAAAUUUUUUUUUCUAAUGCCUCCAAUGACACGGGAUACUCAGGAACAGUUGUAGAUGACGAGGUUAUUUUAUGCAAGAAAAGCGAUGUGGUUCAGUUCGGCGCAGCAUUUCUCCCAACUUUCUACUAUGCUAACUUCUUAAUGAGCUUGGUUGGAAAUGCACUGGUGCUGUGUAUCAUCUACAAGUAUGAGAAGCUCAGCACGGUUACCAACAUAUUCUUGCUCAACCUCGUCAUUUCGGAUCUCAUCUUCGCCUCCAGCCUCCCUUUCUGGGCAGUCUACCAUAAAUCUGAAUGGAUCUUUGGCAGGGGGCUUUGCAAACUGGUGGGAAGCUGUUAUUCCAUCGGCUUCAACAGCUCUAUACUUUUCCUCACCCUCAUGACCUUUGACCGCUACCUCGCAGUGGUCCAUGCCAUCACGGCGGCCAAGAGGAGAAGAGUGACUUAUGCAUUCAUGUCUUCCAUCGUCGUUUGGGUGUUCAGUAUUUUGGCUAGUAUAAAGGAUAUCGUUUUCCACGACGUGAUGGAUGGCGGGGAAGGUUUGCUGUGUGAAAUGACCGGUUACCACCAGAAAUUCCUCACAAAAUGGGAGCUGUUUGGUUAUUAUCAGCAGUUUUUCCUUUUCUUCUUGAUUCCUCUGGUGAUCGUCUUGCACUGCUACACCCGCAUAACCAUCAGGAUCAUGUUCACUCGCAUGAGGGAGAAAUGCAGGGCGGUCAAGCUCAUCUUUGUCAUCGUCUUCACCUUCUUCAUCUGCUGGACACCUUACAACAUCGUCAUCCUGUUGAAAGCCAUCAAGACGUCCUUUGGAGAUCAGAACGAUUGCUCAAACACGCUCGACUAUGCACUGUACGUGACCAGAAAUUUCGCCUACCUGUAUUGCUGCAUCAGCCCUGUCUUCUAUACGUUUUUGGGGAAGAAGUUUCAAAACCAUUUUCUGAAGCUUUUGUCCAAGCACAUACCUUGUCUGAAGAUCAAUGUUGCUUUGCUGUCAACAACAAGUAAAACCACAUCAAUUCGGAGCCCAAACACUGACAGCUGAGCGUUUACGUGACAAGACUGUGGUUUGUAUGUGUGAUUUGUCAUGAGCGCACAAAUAUCCAAAAUGUAAUGUCUGCUUGGAGCUUAUGUUCAAUAAUUUCUCAUUCAAUGCAUAUAUGCAUUUAUCAUUACUGUUAUAUUUUACUGUGCAUUUAAUGUAUUUAUGUAAAUAUUCAUUACAAAUAUCCAUUUGAUUAUAUUAAAAGCAAAAAAAAAAAAAAAGUAAAAAAAUAAAAUAGCAAAAAAAAAUUUAGCUUCUGUGAUAAAAGGUUACUUUGCCAUUAAAUCUGUUGUUAUGUAAGUUUGUAAAUACAUCUAUGAGCAGAUCGCAGUCUUGAUUUUUUUUUUUAGUGCUAUCAGUUGCUGAUGUUUUGAUAAAAAAAAAUAUAUAUCAGUGACGGGAAGCUUCCUGAUACCAUCUUUUCUCUCUAUUUGGUGACCUGUUCUUUGAACAUUGUGAAACUCACACAUUUGCCCCUUUUAAAGGUCUCUGAAAUUAGUAAACUUCCUGUCGUUUAACACAUAAAUACGUCCUGUUCAUCAGGUCAUUAUGAUUCAUCAGAUCUUAAUUUUAAGCAUGAACUCAUUGUCUGCAUUACAUUUUUUUUUAGUUCUGUAAAAUAACGUUUUAAUGCAUGACAAUAAAUCAUUCUAAAUUCA